GCGGCGGCGCGGAAAACAAUGGGGUCGGGGCGGAGGGGACAGGCCGAGGCCUGAGGUGGGCAGUGAGUGCCGGCCCGGAGUCGGGCAGAGCGGGGCAGGAGGAAGAUCCGCUGCCGCGCGUGAGCCCGCUCCGCAGCCCGCGGGGACAUGGCGCGGCCGUGAGGCGGACCGGGGCCGCCGGGGGGAAGCAGAGCCCACAGUGCCAGCCGGCCCCGAGAGGCCCGGGCCCGGCCCGUGCAGCCCGCGGCCCAUGGUGCUGCCCACCUGCCCCAUGGCGGAGUUCGCGCUGCCGCGGCACAGCGCGGUCAUGGAGCGCCUCCGCCGGCGCAUCGAGCUUUGCCGGCGCCACCACAGCACCUGUGAGGCCCGCUACGAGGCCGUGUCGCCCGAACGCCUGGAGCUCGAGCGCCAGCACACCUUCGCGCUGCACCAGCGCUGCAUCCAGGCCAAGGCUAAGCGCGCCGGCAAGCACCGGCAGCCGUCCGCCGCGGCCCCGGCCCCGGCGCCCGCCGCGCCCGCCCCGGCCCCGCGCCUCGACGCAGCCGACGGCCCCGAGCACGGACGCCCGGUCGCGCAUCUUCAUGAUACAGUGAAGAGGAACCUUGACAGUACUGCAUCCCCUCAGAAUGGAGAUCAACAAAAUGGCUAUGGAGACCUCUUUCCUGGGCAUAAGAAAACCCGCCGGGAAGCUCCUCUGGGUGUUGCAGUGUCUGCUAAUGGACUGCCUCCAGCCUCGCCCCUUGGUCAGCCUGACAAGCCUCCUGGGGGAGAUGCCCUGCAGUCCAGUGGGAAGCACUCGCUGGGGCUAGACUCCAUCAACAAAAAAUGUCUGGCAGACUCCAGCCUCCACUUGAAUGGAGGCAGCAACCCCAGUGAGUCAUUUCCUCUGAGCCUGAAUAAAGAACUGAAGCAGGAACCUGUUGAUGACCUGCCAUGCAUGAUUACUGGGACUGGAGGCUCUAUAUCACAGAGUAACCUCAUGCCAGACCUCAACCUUAAUGAGCAGGAAUGGAAGGAACUCAUCGAGGAGCUGAACAGGUCAGUGCCCGAUGAAGACAUGAAAGACCUGUUUACUGAGGAUUUUGAGGAGAAGAAGGAACCAGAGCCUUCUGGCUCUGCCACACAAACACCUCUGACCCAGGACAUUAAUAUUAAGACAGAAUUCUCUCCAGCAGCCUUUGAGCAAGAACAGUUAGGCUCUCCACAAGUGAGGGCCGGGUCUGCGGGACAGACCUUUCUGGGGCCUUCAUCCGCCCCUGUGAGCACAGAUUCUCCCAGCCUUGGGGGCUCUCAGACCCUGUUCCACACCUCUGGUCAGCCCGGGGCGGACAAUCCCAGUUCGAACCUGAUGCUGGCAUCAGCCCAGGCCCAGAAUGCACAAAGAGCCCUCCCAAGUGUGGUGUUGCCUAGCCAGGGCCCAGGAGGGGCCUCAGAGCUCUCCUCUGCCCACCAGCUCCAGCAGAUCGCUGCCAAGCAGAAGCGUGAGCAGAUGCUCCAGAACCCACAGCAGGCCGUGGCACCAGCCCCAGGCCAGAUGGCCACAUGGCAGCAGACAGGGCCAUCCCACAGUCCCUUAGAUGUCCCUUACCCCAUGGAGAAGCCUGCCAGCCCUCCUGGCUACAAGCAAGACUUCCCCAACUCCAAACUGAUCAUGAUGUCUGGUGUGACCAAGAGUUCCCCCCGACCUGGAGGUCCCUACCUCCAGCCCAGCCAUGUGAACCUGCUGAGUCACCAGUCACCGAGUAACUUGAAUCAGAGCUCCGUCAAUAACCAAGGGUCAGUGUUGGACUACGGCAAUACAAAACCCCUUUCUCAUUACAAAGCAGACUGUGGGCAAGCUGGCCCUGGGUCUGGCCAGACCAAAUCAGCCUUGAUGGCCUAUCUUCCCCAGCAGCUCCCUCAUCUGAAUAAUGAGCAAAACUCCUUGUUUCUGAUGAAACCAAAGCCAGGAAACAUGCCUUUCCGUUCACUGGUUCCACCUGGCCAGGAGCAGAACCCUUCCAGUGUCCCGGUGCCAGCCCAGGCCACCAGUGUGGGGACCCAGCCACCUUCUGUGUCCGUGGCCAGCACUCACACCAGCUCCCCAUAUCUCAGCAGCCAGCAGCAGGUGGCUGUGAUGAAGCAGCAUCAGUUGCUCUUGGACCAGCAGAAACAGAGGGAGCAGCAGCAAAAACACCUGCAGCAGCAGCAGCAGCAGUUCCUGCAGAGACAGCAGCACCUUCUGGCAGAGCAGGAGAAGCAGCAGUUUCAGCGUCAUCUGACCCGCCCGCCCCCUCAGUACCAAGACCCGACACAAAGCACCUUCCCACAACAGGUUGGACAGUUCACAGGAUCCUCUGCUGCUGUGCCUGGCAUGAACAACUUGGGUCCAUCCAACUCCAGCUGCCCUCGAGUGUUCCCCCAGCCUGGGAAUCUGAUGCCAAUGGGCCCUGGACACACUUCCGUUUCCUCUCUCCCCACCAACUCAGGCCAGCAGGACCGGGGCGUGGCCCAGUUCACCGGCUCCCAGAGCAUGCCUCAGAGCAGCCUCUAUGGCAUGGCCUCUGGCAUAACCCAGAUAGUUGCCCAGCCCCCUCCGCAGGCCACCAAUGGACAUGCCCACAUUUCACGGCAGACCAGUGUGGGUCAGAAUACCUCGGUGCCAGCUGCCUACGGACAGAACUCUCUGGGGAGCUCUGGCCUCUCCCAGCAGCACAAUAAGGGAACCCUGACCUCUGGUUUAACUAAGCCACAGGUCCCAAGGAUGUCAGCAGCCAUGGGAGGCCAGAAUGCCUCAUGGCAACAUCAGGGAAUGGCGAACCUGAGCAGCCAGACGCCAGGGAACAGCAACGUAAGCCCCUUCACUGCAGCCUCCAGUUUCCACAUGCAGCAGGCUCACCUGAAGAUGUCCAGUCCACAGUUCUCCCAGGCGAUGUCCAGCAGGCCCAUGGCCCCCAUGAGCUCUGCAGCUGCUGCAGGGUCCAUGCUGCCCCCAGUGAGUACACAUCAGAGGACCAGUGCCCCAGCACCUGCUCCACCCCAGGCAGGCCCGCAGCAGGGCUUGCCUGGCCUGAGCCCAGCAGGGCCUGAUCUAGGGAGCUUCAGCCAGAGCCCCACCUCACAGAUAAGCGGCCGGACGGGACUGCACUGCGCCCAGGCCUACCCUGUGCGGACUUCGGGCCAGGAGCUGCCCUUUGCCUACAGUGGGCAGCCGAGCAGCAGUGGGCUGUCCAGUGUGGCUGGACAUGCCGACCUGAUCGACUCCCUGCUGAAGAAUAGGACUUCUGAGGAAUGGAUGAAUGACUUGGAUGACCUUUUAGGGUCUCAGUAAUUGAAGGGUUUUUGGUGUUUUUAGUGUUCAGACAUCGUGUAUUUUUGUUCUCAGAUUCAAGGAAGAGCAACUACUUUGGACCAAAAGCCUAUGCCCAGGGAAGUAGCUGGGCAAGUAGAGCCUGAGCCUCAUUGAGGCCCAGCUCUGGUCAGAUCUGCAGGGCUCCCAGGCCAGCAGUUGUGGUCUGUUGGGCUGGCCCCAGCCCCUCUGCUGGCAUCACUGCCUGGUGUUGGGACAGCAGGAUAGGGUUCUGAAGUGGUUUCCUACCCAGAUGACCAAAAAAAAACCAACAGUAGCAGCAGUGAAACCCCAUGGUGUCAGGCUUAUAAAAAACCUGUGCCAUCAUGUUGACAUUAUCCAAGGUAUCUCUACUUGCUUCAGUGCAGGGGACAAGUUUUUGUUGAAACUUUAAAUAGCAGAAUUUUUUGCAAUUUGUAGCAUAGAAGAGAUUUUUUAAAAAAUUUUUAAGAAAGGUUUUUAAGCAGAUUAGGCUAGGUGGUGGUUUGUAUUGAUUAAGUGGCGUUGAGAAUCUAAGGUUCUCUUUUGAUUCAGAGCCGUUUUUUUUCUGCUCUGUCAACAAUUUCCAGGGGAGAAGGAGGGUCACUGGAAAAUUAUUUCCCUAAGCACAGGCUGUGACUGCAGAUGCCAAAAAGGAACAGGAUGCCGUGAGAUAAUGGAUCUGGUGACUCAGAUAGGGUCCUCCUAGCAGCUCCUCCUCCUUCUGGAGCUCUGUCCUUCCUGGUUGUCACUCACUCUUGAGGACCCCAGGCUGAGGGUGGAGAUUCAGGGGUUCAGUGACCCCCACCUUCUGCAGUGUUUCUGACACUUGUAUUAACAUGGUUAGGCGCGUGGUUGUUCAGUGUGCACAGAUGGCUUUCCUCUACCUAGGCUUCAUUUCCAUGAACUUUCUUUCUGCUUCCUCUUUUCCUCUCUCCAGCCCAAAUGGGAAACAGUGAUUUACUACAUUGGAGAGGGAAAAGGAGUCAUUAAAAUUCUUUAGGGAACCCUAGCAGGAAAGGCUUAGGAGAAGAAGGCUGCAGGCCAGCCCAGGGCAAGGAAUUCCUCUGUGUUUGCUGACUUCUGCCACUCCCUCCUCAGAUGACUUGCACUUUUAAAGAUUGCUUUAUAACACUAAGAUAUCCUUUCUAAAGAUUCAUGUGGACUUUCUCCGAAGGUCUAUUAGUUAAUGGACUUGACUGAGCUGAGAGCCCACAGACUAGAAUGUGGCAGGUGGGCUAUUUGUGGGAGACAAGGAAGAGAGCACUUGUCCAGAUCCAAAGCAAGAUGGUGACGCAGAGCAAGACCCUUAAUGCAGGAUGGCGGAGGGAAAAGAGUUAAGGAAUUCACUGAGGAGUGGCUAUGUACAGAAUGGUCUGUAGAGAAACCACAACCCCAUCUCUAUUUCCCUGGAGUCUCCAGAUGGAUCAUUCAAGGAGUAUGGUAGGUAUAAAGAUUUAAGACAAGGAAAAUGCUCACGUGACUAGCCUGAGUCGUUCUUGAGGAGAUAAAGGGUUGUCCACACAUUGCUAAUUAGUUUGCACCGGCAGUGCCUUUUACACUGAGGGUACUGGGCCCCUCGGAUCCUAAUAGCCAUUAGCUACCACCAGUGGUGCAUGAGCCACUUCCCCUUUUAACCGCCCUCCCUGCCCUCCCUGCCCUCUCCGCCCUCCCCAGAUGUUCAACUCAGAUGCUCAGCUCUCACAGAAGGGGGUGAGUUAUAAAGCCAGUGAAGAUGCUGCCCUCUGAGCAAGUUCCCCAAUCUGUAGGGGAAGAGGGUGACUUCAGCAGGUUUUCUACCAAAAAUAGGGCUGAAGGCUGGUUAUGGGUCCUCACUCCUCUGGUGGUCUCCCCGGCUGCUGCCCCCAUCCAUCCCCAGGGCGCUCACUGGCCCCAGCACUCUGCCUUAGUCCCCGGCUGGCUACACAAACAGUGGGCGUCUUACUUGCUGCAGUGUCAUAGCAAUAAAAUGUGAUUCUUGGGGUCCCCCCACAGAGCUGCCCAUGGCUUUAUUUAUGAAUCUGGCUUUGGGGAGUCCAGGGAGGAGAUGACUGUUUCCGUGCACAUCCCCAUCUUCCCAGAGCCAAGACUCAGAAGAAAAGGGUGCUCGGACUUCUGUUAUACACACGUGCUUUGUGUAAAUAAAUGUUUACAAUUUUAUAUUGAAGAUGGAAUAAGCGUUAGAGCUUCCCACUGUAUAUUUUUUACUUUUAUAGAUUUUAAAACUAUGAUCCUUUAUAUAUGUGUUUUGGGGGAGCUAUGAUAAGUUUUAUGGCAAAUAGUUGGUAUUGUUAACUUUUUAUGUCAUCAAAAGUACAUAAAAAUGCUAUUAAUCCCCUUAUUCUUCUAUUUCCCUUGACUCUGGUAUAUACCAAAAAGAAAUCUUUACUUUCCUUGUUUUAUCAUUAUAAAAGUA
Molecule: messenger RNA, 5723 nt
Organism: Castor canadensis (American beaver)
Lineage: Eukaryota; Metazoa; Chordata; Mammalia; Rodentia; Castoridae
Gene: Maml1
Product: mastermind like transcriptional coactivator 1
Biological process (GO): positive regulation of transcription of Notch receptor target; Notch signaling pathway
Cellular component (GO): nuclear speck; nucleoplasm
Molecular function (GO): transcription coactivator activity
Source: RefSeq, a predicted model, not a curated record